AAUGACAAUCAUUAUAUUAUAUGUGACCAUAUGGUGUUUCGGUAUUUUGACUCCCAACUUUAAUAUUUGAGCAUUUCUUUCUUUCAUUUAAUAAUGUUUAAAUUGAUACAAUUUCAGAGAACUUGCGGUUGUAAAAAUACAUUGUUUACACUGUCAGGUCUCAUCAAACAACGAAUCGCUAUGAUUUCAACUGGACCUUCUGGGGCUAUGGCCUCUUUCAAAGCUGGUCACAAGCUACAUGGUUAUACUUUAGAAAGAAUCGAGGAUGUACCUGAGCUUCUAGCUAAAGCUUAUUUUUUAAUCCAUGAUAAAACCAAAGCCCAACAUCUUCAUUUGUGGAGAGAGGAUAACAACAACUUACUUGGUAUUGCUUUUCGGACAACCCCUUCUGAUAAUACUGGAGUCCCUCAUGUACUUGAACAUCUUACUACCAUGGGAUCUCUCAAUUAUCCAUGUCGAGAAAUUUUUAUGAAAAUGACUUCUAGAUCGUUAUCUACCUACAUGAAUGCAUUCACCGGACCAGAUUACACUUGUUAUCCUUUCUCAACUACUAAUCCAAAGGACAUGGAAAAUCUAUCGAGAGUUUACUUGGAUUUUGUCUUUAAUCCGACACUUAAAGAAAUUGAUUUUCGUCAAGAAGCUUGGAGACUAGAGCAUGCUGAAAUAACAGACAAGGAAUCACCUUUAAAAUUCAAAGGAGUUGUCUUGAAUGAAAUGAAAGGUGUUCAUUCAAAUAACUCAACUUUGUACUAUCGGUCUAUUUUACAAGCUGUUUUCCCUGAUGUUGUUUAUCAAUAUGACUUCGGAGGUAAUCCAUUGGACAUACCUCGACUGAGUCAUGAAGAAAUGAAGAAUUUUUAUAAGAAAUAUUAUCAUCCAAGUAAUUCCAGGUUUUUCACUUAUGGGGAUUUACCUUUAGAAAAUCAUCUUAAACUCAUCGACGAAAUGAUUUUAUCUAAAUUAAAUCAUGACCCACAAAUUAGAAUGAUAUCUAAAGUGUUGGACCAAAAGGCAUGGGAAAGCCCAAAAGAAAUUGUUACUAAAUGUCGUCCUGAUCCAAUGGCACCUUUUCCUGAUAAACAAACAACUGCUAGUCUAUCUUAUCUUUUGUGUGGCAUCGAUAAUAACUACGAAUCGUUUGUGCUAUCCAUUAUCGGUAAUCUCCUAACUACCGGUCAAAAUGCACCCUUUUAUGAAUCACUUAUAAGAUCUAACCUAGGAAUGGAUUUUGCUUCUGGUACUGGUUAUUGGGAUUUUACCAAGCAAACUCUUUUUUCAGUUGGUCUUCAAGGAAUUCAUGCUAACGACUGUCAAAAGGUGAAAGAGAUAAUUCUUCAAACUUUCGAAAAAGUAGCAAAAGAAGGUUUUCCUCAGGAAAGAAUAGACGCUCUUCUUCAUUCGAUUGAACUCUCUUUGAAGCAUCAACCAGCUGAUUUUGGACUACGUUUACUCAUGGCUAUUCAAGCAACUUGGAAUCAUGAUGGAGAUCCAAUCGGAGUGUUAAGAAUUAAUGAUAAUAUUGAAAGGUUUAAAAAAGAGCUUUCAGAUAAUCCAAACUUUUUGAAAGAAAAAGUUAGAAAAUAUUUCAUUGAGAACACUCAUAAUCUCUACUUCAUCAUGACUGCAUCUGAAGAUUAUUUGACGGAAUACACUGCGAAAGAAAACGCUCUAUUGUCUGAAAAAACAGACAAACUGACACCCGAAGAGAAAGAGAAAAUUUAUCAGCAAGGAAUAGAAUUAAGAGAUUAUGUGGAUAAUAAUAUGGACGCCUCUUGUUUGCCUUGUUUGGAUGUUAAUGGCGAUAUUUCAAGGAAAAUGGUUACCACAAACUUGAAUCACAGUCAAAUUGCAUCAAUUCCUGUACAAAUAUCACCUCAACCAACUAAUACUGUUGUAUAUUUUAGGUCAUUUAUACAUUUGGCCGAAUCAGAUUUACCCAAAGAUCUUAAACCAUAUUGGCCAAUUUUUUGUGAACUGAUCACUAAGUUAGGAGCUGGAUCUAGAGAUCACAAACAGAUGGAUCAAGAGAUUAAAAUGCGAACUGGUGGAUUGGUAGCUCGAUCACAUCUAAGGGAAAAUAUUGCUAAUUUAGAUGAAUAUCAAACCGGUGUUCUUUUCUAUUCACAUUGUUUAGAAAGAAAUUUAGAAUUUAUGUUAAACUUAUGGUCAGAUAUAAUGAACCAUUUGCGAUAUGAUGAAGAUGAACAUUUAAGUCAAAUAAUUAAGAUGAUGGCCUCAGAAGGAACAGAAAAUUUAGCUCACGGUGGUCAUUCUUUUGCUAUGAUCAGAGCUGCCUCCACACUCAAGAGCUCUGGAUCUUUCCGUGAGAUUUGUUCUGGACUCUCUCACAUUGUUUUUCUCAAGAAAUUAGCUGAGAAGAACGAUAUAAAUGAUUUACGAGAAAAACUGAUUACUUUGGGUAAACUCGUUUUCCGUAAAGAAUCUAUGAAGAUUGCUAUAAACGCUGAACCAUCAACAAUUGAUAACUCACUAACGCAUUUUGAACAUUUCUUGAAUCAACUCCCUUCUGGUGGAUCACCAGGAAUCAAUAAACCCGGUGAAAGUGAAUACCCAAUCGAAAAAGAUUUUAAAAAGGAACAUUUCGUGUUUCCUUUUAAUACAAAUUUCGUUGCUAAAUCAAUUCUAACUGUUCCUUAUGAUCACCCUGAUCAUGCUAAAUUACGCAUCAUGGCUGCAUUAUUGACCUCUAAGUAUGUUCGAGAAGAAAUCAGAGAAAAAGGCGGUGCUUAUGGUGCCGGAGCAUCGAUCAAUCAAGGAGGAAUACUUUCAUAUUAUUCAUAUCGUGACCCCAAUGUUGUAAGGACAGUCAAAGUUUUUGAUGAAUCUCUUGCGUGGAUCAAUUCAAGUGAUUCGUUUAACCAACAAUCUCUAGAUGAAGCAAAAUUAUCAGUUUUCCAAUCAGUUGAUAAACCAAUUACUCCAGGAAGUCAAGGAACGAGACAAUUCCUUGAUGGUAUUUCAGAUGAAAUAUUUCACAACUAUCGUCUCCGAUUAUUGGAUGUUACCCUUGAUGACGUGAAAAAGGUUGCGCAUCAAUAUCUUGGAGCAGAAGUACCUCAUCGAUAUGCCGUUGUUGGACCCAAAAACGAUGAGCUAUCUGAAGAUAAUGGCUGGAAAGUUAUUACCGAUAGUGACAGUAUUCUUUAAUCAAUUUUUUAAUUACAGCAACUCUUAAAUUAAAGCUAAAUCCCAAUGAUUAUGAAAUAAUUUAUGUUCGCUUAUUCCCUUUCUCUGACUCACUUUUCGAAAUGGCUUGAUUCAUUCGAUUAAUAAAUGAAAAUUCUCAUUCGAAAUUUCGUCAUGUAAACUGAAUCAAACUUUUCUCAGUUAUAUAUUGAUAAAAUUUAUUAUCAAUCUGACCCUUUUAGCACUUAUAUCUCAUGCAUUCACUUUAUAAUUGUUAUUAUUAUCCACUCGGAAUUCAAUCCACAAAGCUUAUAUAAAAGUCUUUGACUGAAAAA
This is a messenger RNA of Tetranychus urticae (two-spotted spider mite), 3482 nucleotides long. RefSeq names its product presequence protease, mitochondrial. Gene Ontology annotation, molecular function: metal ion binding; metalloendopeptidase activity. Lineage: Eukaryota; Metazoa; Arthropoda; Arachnida; Trombidiformes; Tetranychidae. The record is from RefSeq and is a predicted model, not a curated record. Gene Ontology annotation, cellular component: mitochondrial matrix. Gene Ontology annotation, biological process: protein processing.